This is a messenger RNA of Cucurbita maxima (winter squash), 1687 nucleotides long. RefSeq names its product UNC93-like protein 3. Gene Ontology annotation, biological process: potassium ion homeostasis. The record is from RefSeq and is a predicted model, not a curated record. NCBI's taxonomy places the organism in Eukaryota, Viridiplantae, Streptophyta, Magnoliopsida, Cucurbitales, Cucurbitaceae. The transcript is spliced from 10 exons. Bases 294 to 1586 code for a protein of 430 amino acids.
UGUUCCGAACAGGGCCACCAACGCAACGCCUUACCAUCGUGUGGCGAGCCAAAUGGGGAAGAUUUUCACAGAAAAGCAAAAAUCGUGAUCGGCAGCGCUCUUCUCAUCUCACAUUCGAUUUUCGCAUCAAACAAACAGAACAUUUCGAGCUCAAUCGAGCUUAAUUUAAUCGAAACAAUAACCCUUUUGAUUGUCUUUACUCUCAGCCGGCAAUUCUCCUGGGUUGACCUUACCCGCUUGGGUUCUUCUUAUAAGGCGUUUCUACGAGCAAAUCGUAUUGAAACGCCGAGACCAUGGAUCUAGGCGAAGAGGCGCGAUUGCUAGUUAGUAACGCGCCAAUUCGAGCUACGGUGAAUCAUGCGAGAGAUGUUCAUGUUUUGAGCUUUGCUUUUCUCUUAAUUUUCCUUGCUUAUGGAGCUGCGCAGAACCUGGAGAGCACUGUUAAUACAGAGGAGGAUCUGGGAACUACCUCCCUCGGGGUAUUGUAUUUAUCUUUCACGUUUUUCUCUCUGGUGGCUUCCUUGGUGGUUCGAGCUUUGGGGACUAAGAACGCUUUGGUUCUUGGAACUACUGGUUAUUGGUUGUUCAUAGCUGCAAAUUUGAAGCCAACAUGGUUUACAAUGAUUCCUGCUUCUGUCUACCUUGGCUUUGCUGCUUCAAUAAUAUGGGUUGGGCAGGGUACAUAUCUCACUUCAACUGCACGUAAUCAUGCGAGAAACAAUGGCUUACAUGAAGGAACUAUCAUUGGCAACUUCAAUGGAGAGUUUUGGGGAGUAUUUGCAAGUCACCAGGUCAUUGGAAAUAUCAUCUCUCUCGUUGUUCUGAAAAAUGAAACAGAUGGAAGAACCAAUGGAACAACUAUAUUGUUCAUUAUCUUCCUUUGCAUUGUGACGUUAGGUAUAGCACUUAUGUGCUUCUUAAGGAAGGAAGACAGUAAAGAAGAAGAACCCUCAUUGUCCUCGUCCAGCCUACGCGCCUCUAUAUUGUCUUUGUCAAAGUCGGUUGUUGCUCCGCUAACUAACGUAAGAAUGAUCUUGGCCAUUCCUCUGAUAGGAUAUUCAGGACUACAGGCGGCAUUUGUUUGGGCCAAGUUCACGAAACAAGUCGUCACACCAUCUCUUGGCGUGUCGGGGGUUGGUGGUGCGAUGGCAAUUUAUGGAGCCUCCGAUGCAAUUUGUUCAUUGGUUGCUGGUCGUCUUACAUCUGGGCUCCCAUCAAUCACUUUCUUAGUAUCUGGUGGAACUGUUGUUCAAGCCAUUGUUUUUACUUGGCUUCUACUGGGACAGAGCGAAACACUUGGCGCUGUAUACCUGCUUCUCAUAUCAGCCUUACUUGGGAUUGGUGAUGGAGUUUUCAACACACAGCUGAAUGCUCUGAUCGGAAUACUCUUCAAACAUGACACGGAAGGAGCCUUCGCCCAGCUGAAGGUCUGGCAGAGCGCGACCAUUUCGGUCGUCUUCUUUCUCAGUCCAUACAUUUCGAUGGACACAAUGCUGGUGAGUAUACUUUCUGUUCUUUGCCUCUCAUAUGUUUGUUUUCUGACUUUAACUGUUCGGGUAGAGAAAUCAUUCUCUUCAACAUUCUAAUGUAACGUCUACACACAUAAUGUGUGUGCCUACAUUUAUGUUAUUGCUGCGAAACAAAUAUUCCAAACAUGUCUUAAUUCAAAGAACUCGGAUUCAAUUCA